Messenger RNA from Orycteropus afer afer, 1380 nucleotides. RefSeq names its product BPI fold containing family B member 2 (gene BPIFB2). NCBI's taxonomy places the organism in Eukaryota, Metazoa, Chordata, Mammalia, Tubulidentata, Orycteropodidae. Gene Ontology annotation, molecular function: lipid binding. The record is from RefSeq and is a predicted model, not a curated record. The coding region runs from base 1 to 1380 and encodes 459 amino acids. The transcript is spliced from 15 exons.
AUGGCUCAGGUGUGUGGACUGGGCCUGCCACUGGUGCUGCUGGUGCUGCCCAUGGUUGGCACCUCUAUGCCGGGCACUGUGGUCAGACUCAACAAGGCUGCACUGAGCUACGUGUCUGAAAUCGGGAAAGCUCCUCUCCAGCGGGCCCUGAAGGUCACUCUCCCGUAUUUCCUGGACAGGAGUGGAGAGGUGCUCCAGCCCAUCAGGAUCCAGAUUCUGAAUGUCCACGUACUUCACUUCCAUCUGAAAUUCAUUGCUGAUUUUGGGGUACGCUUACUGGGAGCAUCCAAAUUUGAUUUCAAGGUCUUUCGGGUCCCAGAGCCCUUGGAACUGACAAUGCCCGUGGUACUGCUGGCUGAUGUGCGUGUGGCCCAGGGUCCCAUCCAGACCCCCAUGGUCAGCAUCUCUGCUUGCUCCUCAUUUUUUGGCAAUAUCAGCACACUUGAUGGCAGCAACAGCUCCUCCCCUGCACUGCUGGUCCUCUUGCAGAAGCACAUUAAAGAUGUCUUGAGGAACAAGCUGUGCCUGAGCAUCUCCAACCUGGUGCAGGCCCUCAAUGUCCACUUGGGCACUUUAAUUGGUCUCAACCCUGUGGGCCCUGAGUCUCAGAUUCGCUAUUCCAUGGUCAGUGUGCCCACCAUCACUAAUGACUACAUUUCCCUGGAUAUCAACGCUGUGCUCUUCCUGCUGGGAAAGCCCAUCAUCCUACCUGUGGACACCACUCCCUUCAUGUUGCCAUACCAUGUGGGCACCAAGGGCACCAUGGCAACUGUGGGCCUCUCCCAGGACCUGUUUGACUCUGCCCUCCUGCUGCUGCAGAAGGCUGGGUCCCUCAACCUGGACAUCACAGGGCAGCUGGACUCAGAUGACAACCCACUGAAUACUUCUGCACUGGGCCAGCUUAUCCCAGAGGUGGCCCAUCAGUUUCCUGAGUCCAUGCCUGUGGUGCUCAAAGUGCGGCUGGGUGCUACGCCCAUAGUCACACUCCAUACCAACAAUGCCACACUGCGGCUGCAGCCCUUCAUCGAAGUUCUGGCUGCAGCCUCCAACUCGGCCUUCCAGUCCCUCUUCUCCCUGGAUGUGGUAGUGAACCUGAGCCUCCAGCUUUUUGUGUCUAAGGUGAAGCUUCAGGGGACCACAUCUGUGCUGGGGGAUGUCCAGCUCACUGUGGCCUCCUCCAAUGUGGGCUCCAUUGAUAUGGAUCAAGUGCACACCCUGAUGGGUGCCGUGUUUGAGAAGCCCCUGCUAGACCACCUCAAUGCUCUCCUGGGCCUGGGGAUUGCCCUCCCCAAUUUAGUCAACCUCCACUAUGCUUCCCCCAAGGUCUUUGUCUAUGAGGGCUACGUCGUGGUAUCCAGUGGACUGUCCUACCAGCACUGA